AUGUCAGACGAAAAACAGUGGAUUGAAGUUUUCCACACAAUAGACAAAGACAAAAAUGGGUUUCUGACACGUGAAGAAAUUGCUCAAUGCUUAAAAGAAAUAAAUGUUAGUCCAGAUGUAGCAGAUAAAAUGAUCAAGGCAACUGAUGUGAAUAGCGAUGGAAAAAUUUCUUUAGAAGAGUAUUUAAAUUCGCUAAGAAAAUACUGUCAACAAGAAAAGUGUUCAAGUGUUCAACGCUGGAAAGAAAUCUUUCAGUCUAUGGACAAAGACGGAUCAGGAAAAGUUUCGUUUAAAGAACUGGACGAGUAUUUAAAAGCCUCCAAAUCUGAUGUGGACAAAGAUAGUUUACUAAAUUGGAUGAAACAAACAGACAAAAACAAGGAUGGUGAAAUAGAUUAUGAUGAGUUUUUAGCUUAUGUACGUGAGAGAAAUAAGUAA
Messenger RNA from Schistosoma turkestanicum, 438 nucleotides. The record is from the annotation of a GenBank genome assembly. Lineage: Eukaryota; Metazoa; Platyhelminthes; Trematoda; Strigeidida; Schistosomatidae.